Messenger RNA from Leptomonas pyrrhocoris, 837 nucleotides. RefSeq lists its product as hypothetical. NCBI's taxonomy places the organism in Eukaryota, Euglenozoa, Kinetoplastea, Trypanosomatida, Trypanosomatidae. The record is from RefSeq and is a predicted model, not a curated record. The transcript has a single exon. Gene Ontology annotation, molecular function: phosphoprotein phosphatase activity. The coding region runs from base 103 to 837 and encodes 244 amino acids.
AGGUUUUUUAACGUUUACGACUGUUUGCUUUACAGGUCGUAAAACACAAAAAAAAACCACCAAAAACAAGAAAACAAGAACUGUCACACACGAACACAAAAAAUGAAUAAACAGCGCAUUAGGGGUGAGUCGUUCAAGCAGGAGUAUCAAGCUGCUGGGCGCCAUCGCGCCAACCGUAAACGCGACCCUUCGAUGAACAAAACAGAUCCGCAUCUCGUUAUUGCACCUCAAGCUGAUGUUUAUCAAGGUAAACUUGUUCUUGUGUUAGACCUUGAUGAAACGCUCGUUUUUGCUCGUAGCGGUCCGCUUUAUGCUCGUCCGGGUAUUCCCGAGUUCUUUCAAAUGUGCAAGGACGAGGGAAUAGAAGUCGUUGUAUGGACUGCAGGCUUGAAAGCGUAUGCGCAAGCAAUUGUUUCGAAUAUUGACUCGUGCAACGCUGUUUCGCACUGCAUUUAUCGGCACAACAAGUGGUUCAACGGUCAGCCAGGUUACCGAAAGGACUUGAACGCUCUCGGCCGUCCUCUUGACAAGGUCCUUAUAGUCGAAAACACACCCGACUGCAUUCGCGGUUACCAGGAUAACGGUAUUCUUGUAGCCGACUACGAAGGUGGUGAUGGCGAGGACAAUACGCUCUACGCACUAGCGGAUUUGGUCAAGCUCUUGAGCAAGAGCAAUUUGACGGUGCCUCAGUUUGUCUCCGGUUCCAAGAUGCUGAAGCGUGAGCCGGUUAUGACUGAUGUUGGUGAUUACAUUAAUGCGUACACCCUCGACGUGAACUGCUACGAUCCUGAACAUGUUCGUGUAAACCGUGAUUUGGCACAAAAUCAAACGAAUUGA